AUGGAUCCAACAAUCGAUCAUAUUGAACGAUUACGUACCAUUUAUGGUAAAUUAAAAAAAGUUCGUUUUGGUGGUGUUGUAACUAGUCGUAAACCAAAGUAUGCUGAAGCUGCGUUAGAUUUUCAAUCGUUAUCUCGUCAAUUUCGUCAAGAAAAUUGUCUUGAAUAUGCUGGCCUAUGUUUAAUUCAAUCGUCUCGUUGUUUUUCCGAAUUAAAAUCUUCAACAAGUGAACUGCAAAUGUUACUUGAAGCAACUUCGAUCUUUAUUGAAAUUGAAUUACAAUUAAAAGAUACAAAUACAUUGUCAUAUCAUGAAAAUCUAUCAUUAGCAUUAUCUGUCUAUCAAUUGGCACAGAAAAAUUUACGCGAACAAAACGAACGUUAUUUAGCCGGUUUAAUUACAUUUCAAGUUGGUUUACAUUUAGAAGCGUUAGAAAAAUUUCAAGAAAGUGAACGUCUUUUUUCUAUGGCAUUAGAUUCAUUUCAAGAUCUAUUAUCAAUACAAAUAUGUAUCUAUCAACGUUUAAUCAAUAUACGUAUUGAUAAUGAAAAUUAUAAUUUAGCAUUACAAACAACAACAAGUCUUAUUGAACGUUUGAUGAAAACAUCUACAAAUGACAUAAGUUAUCGUUGUUUAUUAGCUAAUUAUGAUGUUGUACGUCUUUUUCUUUUACUUAUUUUACAACCACAUCCACAACGUCUUCGUUCGGAUUACGCGAAAGCUUUAGAUGCAUAUACAUGGGAAUCCUACGAAAAAUUAGACAUUCCAAUGUCCUAUUUAGAUGAAACACUCUUCUAUUUAUUACAAUCAAUAACAUUAGCUAUACAAGCAAAAGAUUUAAAACAUAUUGAACAAUUAGAAUAUGAUUUAAAUCAGCAGACACAAAUUAAUUCACGGCAUAUACAUCUAUUUCAUAAAUUAAAACAAAAAAUAUCUGGACACUUUAUUGAUACAUUUAAAUUCGAUCAGCAUACAUCAACGUCUAAUGAUAUAACAGAGUAUCGAUAG
Messenger RNA from Rotaria socialis, 1008 nucleotides. NCBI's taxonomy places the organism in Eukaryota, Metazoa, Rotifera, Eurotatoria, Philodinida, Philodinidae. The record is from the annotation of a GenBank genome assembly.